AUGUAUUCGAAUUCUAAACAUGAUGCUCCUCGUGUGGGGCAGGGUGUUGGCCUUCCACAAGUGUACGUGGGGGGCUCCGGAGUCCCACCACCUUCCCGUGAUUCGGUCGGCUUCUGGUCGCAGAUGGACGUUGAUGGACAAUAUGAAGUACAGUCAGAGAAAGGGGUCCAGGGUGAGGGUGUCACGCUACCGGCACCUCACCCAUUGGCGAUGGAAGGUAGUGUUGCGACGCACAAGUACGGUGAACCUCGAGGGGGCGCGGCGUGCACUCCUCUCCGUCGGCGUGUCGGACGGCGUGGCGGUUUUUUUACACAGUUGGCGUCCACUGUGAAGCGAAUCAGUCUUUUGCGAUGGCGGUCCCCGUGCUCUACAUGCUGCGAAGCCAUCGUACCAGUUAUUUUUCUUGUAUUGACAGUACUUUUCUGGGCGGUUCUUGGACCUAUGAGCGAGGAUGCGUCAGAGUACCUGGACCCUGAAGUUUCUAAGGUUUUCAAAGGUGUCAUGAAAGAUUUGCAUAGUUCUGUUUGCUAUAAUGCCUCGAUGGGUGAAUUAGCCAACAUAUCCCCGUGCCAAAUGAAUGAGCUGGAUGGGUUGCAUUGCCAUGUUGGAAACACCUUUCCAGCAGGGCUGUGCUACCAAAAGGAUGCUAAUAGUGUUACACGUGGUUUGUUUAACAUGAUGGGCCGCCAAACAGCAAUUACUCCGACAUUUGAUGAUAUGAUUCUACGGCUCCUGGUGAGCCCAGAUCAGCAAUGGAAGCUGUUAUUUGCCCCUGUCUCUACUGCCACAGCUGCGCUGGUAGAGGCUUUUAACACCAGUUCCAAAUACUUUCGGCAUGUGUAUGGUGGGACGUAUGACGUACAUGUCGCGGAACAGCUAGCACAAGAUAACGCACCCAUCUGGGGUAUUGUGCAGGUCAACGAGAUGUCACCAGAGAGGUGUGAUGUGGCGAUCCGCUUGAACGCCUCGGAUUUACAAUCAACCGCUGUAAUUGUCGCAGCAGACUAUAUUGGGGGUCUGCUUUACGGUUCCGAGAAAUACAUUGGCUCGGGCUUCCUUACGUUGCAAAGAGAGAUAUCCACGUAUUACUUGAGGAAUAUAAUCAAUGUAACUGUCAAUGACGAGCUGCUGUACACUCCAAUGCCAACAGCUGCCUACGAUAAACCAUUGUUCUUGUCUAUAGCUGGUCAAUUGGUACCAGUAAUUGUUGUGAUGGGGUUUCUUUUUCCUGUCUCACAACUAACACGUCUCAUUGUAGUUGAAAAGGAGUUACGCAUCCGCGAGGCAAUGCUGAUCAUGGGCCUUUCAGAGGGAGUCAUGUAUUUCGCAUGGUUUAUUGUGUACUUGGUGCAGUACAUCAUCAUAAGCUUGCUCAUGGCGCUCAUAAUGAAGCUAACAUAUAUGUCAAAAUCAAACUUUUUUGUAAUUUUUCUGCUGAUUUUUGUCUUCAGUCUUUCGACAAUCAUGUUGUCAGCGCUGUUUGCCGCCCUGUUUACACGAGCACGGAUUGCUGCUCUAUUGUCGCCACUGUUCUACUUUGUAUUUGCCAUUCCUUUGUUCGUUGUGAGGGACGCAGGAGCUCCUGCAAAAAUUGCCGUUUCGUUGCUGUCGCCGAGUGGGUUUGCCGUGGGUGUUUCCAUUAUGUUUGAUCACGAGUUGUCUGGUGGGAUGUCGAUAUCUGACUUGACCUACUUCCGUGACCGUCCAAACCUGCUUGUCAUAAUGGGAAUGCUGUUACUGGACACGGUGCUGUAUUUUCUCAUAAUGGUGUACCUCGAUGCUGUGAUGCCGAGGGAGUGGGGAACGCCGCAACAUCCUCUGUUCUGUAUUCUGGAGCCGAUCCGGUGGUGCUUCUGCCGUAGGAGACGUGAUGACGGCGACUGUCACGAGGAUGGACGUGCACCAGACGGUGUGUUCGAGGAAGUAGAGGAUGGGCAGAGCAGUGCUGUGCGGAUUGUCGGGCUGCGCAAGAAGUUUAAACAUAGUAGAAAGUCCUUUCUUGCUGUGAACAAUUUUUACUGGAGUCUGCGAGAAGGUGAGAUCUCUGUGCUGUUGGGUCAUAACGGCGCCGGCAAGUCCACCACAAUGAACAUGAUGACUGGAAUGGUAAAGGCCGACGGUGGUGAUUGCUAUGUGUACGGACUCUCUGUGCGACACCAGCUGUCGAAGGUGCGCCAGGAGAUUGGAUUUUGCCCACAGCAUAAUAUCUUGUGGCCGGAGUUGACAUGCCGUGAGCACAUGUGCUACUUUGCAAUGAUUAAGGGGUUGACAGGUGGGAGACUGGAUCGUGCCGUGGAGCGGUUGCUGGAGGCUGUGGAUUUGAAGGAUAAGGAGCACACUCGAUCAUCUGCUCUCUCCGGUGGGCAGAAGCGUAAGCUGUCCGUGGGCAUUGCGUUCGUGGGUGAGAGCCCCCUUGUAUUUCUUGACGAGCCGACUGCUGGCAUGGAUGUGGGUGCCCGUCGUCAUACGUGGGAGUUGCUGAAGCGGAUGGCGGCAUCCCACACGAUUCUGCUGACUACACACUACAUGGACGAAGCAGAUCUGUUGGGUCACCAUAUCGGCAUCAUGAGCAAGGGUCGUCUACAGUGCUCAGGUAGCAGCAUGUACCUAAAGUCUAAGCUUGGUGCUGGUUAUCUGAUAACAAUUUCUGUUGUAGCACAUGCCGACCGCGAUGCCAUGGAAGCGCUUGUGCAAUCACAUGUGGAUUCUGCGGAGUCUGUGGGUAGUGGUGCUGGUGAGAUUGCAUUUCGAUUGCCGAUGGAGAAGAAGGAUAAAUUCGCUGACUUGCUCACUGAUCUUGAGACGCGUGGCAAUGAUCUCGGUGUGUGCAGUUACUCGCUCUCAGUAACGACGCUAGAGGAAAUCUUCAUCAAGAUCGCGGAGGGCGCAUCAACGCAUGUCAAGAGCAAUGAGUCUGAGAGCAAUACUCCGGUUGAUGCUGCACAGUGUGUGUGGAAUGUCAGUUUGAUGGAGCGAGAGAGAGAUAUCAUGUGGACACAGUUCUCUGCGAUGAUGGCGAAACGUUUGUGGAACUCGUUACGGGACCGACGCACUCAGUUUUUUCAGAUUGUGUGCCCGGUUGUCUGUGUGCUCCUGGCAAUGCUGCUGACGCUCAUCAAACUUUUUGAUAGCCCGAUGCUGGUGCUGAGCAGCAGUUUGUACGGCACGGACGUUCAGGUUGAUGUUGCGAACUGCGAUGCGGUGUUUAAUUUGUCGGUGCCGUUUUCCCCCAACGCGAAGACGAUCGUAGCGCCCAGCGUCUCGUCAAGUGGUCUCUCUGAUUACCUACUGUCAACGUACAAGACACACAGUCUGGAACGGUAUGGUGCCAUUUUCUGCCGCGACCCCACACUUGGGGGUGCGAGCAUGAUUUUCUACAAUACAUCGGCGCCACACGAGGUUGCAAUUGGCCUUGUGAAUUUCUACAAUGGAAUCCUCUUCAGGGCGAACAGUUCGGCAAAACCUAUGGUAACCCGUGUGGAAACCCUGGCAAGGACUCAGUGGGAGGAGGAAGUUGAUUCUUCCUUAUUCGGGAUGUUAAUAUCCAUUGUCAUAAUGAUUCCGUUCACCUUUAUUCCCUCGACAUUUGUGUCGUGGGUUGUAAAGGAGCGCCAAUGCAAGGCACGGCACCUACAAAAUGUUUCUGGACUACGGUUUGCAGUGUACUGGCUCUCUAACUUUGUGUUUGACCUUUGCUCCUAUCUCAUCACGAUGUUUCUGGUGAUCAUCGUGUUUGCCAUUUUUAACCGUAGGGAGUACAUUGAUCCAGAGAAUAUUGGUGCAACGAUUGUGGCUUUUCUGCUUUACGGUGUGUCUGGUAUCGCCAUGGCGUACGUUCUCAGCUUCAUGUUCAACGACUACUCGAAGGCGCAGAAUGUGGUGAUGUUGGCUAGUUUUGUCGUUGGAUUUCUGUGUGUUCUCGCCGUAUCUGUGCUUUCUUUUUUUGCGAAGACAGAGAAUGUUGCAAAGGCGUUGCGUUGGGUCUUCCGCAUUGUGCCUAGCUACUGUAUAGGUGAGUGCAUCAACAACUUGGCUGUCUUGCAAAUGCGGAAAUCGUACGGUGACUCCUCUUCAGUGUGGGACAUGAAUGUUGUGGGGUGGCCAUGUGUCUACAUGGCUCUUGAGACUCCGUUUUUUCUGUUGCUCACCAUUUUCAUUGAUCACCCUGCACGACGACAUUACUUCCGGAAGCCCUUCCAUAACCCUGACGCCCCACCAGAGGUUAUAGAGAAUGAGGACGAGGACGUUGUGCGUGAGCGCAGCGAGGUGAUGAGCUUACCGGACCGUGCGGACGACCUUGUGCGAGUGGUAAACCUUCGCAAGGUCUAUUCUGGUGGGAAAGUUGCGGUGCGGAAUCUGACUUUUGGUGUGAAGCCUGGUGAGGUGUUUGGCUUCCUUGGCACAAAUGGUGCGGGUAAGACGACGACCAUAGCCAUUCUAUGCCAGGAGUUCUUGCCGACAAGUGGACAUGCGUCUAUCUGUGGCCGAGAUAUUGCGACCAACAGCGCGGAGGCACUGCGGAACAUUGGCUACUGUCCGCAGUUUGAUGCGUGCCUGGAUCUGCUGACGGUGGAGGAGCAUCUUCGUCUGUACGCGGGUGUGCGUGGCGUUGUGUUGACGCAGCGGGAUGACGUUGUGACGGGUCUACUUCGCAUGUGCGAGUUGUCGGACUACCGCCGCACGCUAGCGCACGAACUGAGUGGAGGGAAUCGCCGCAAGUUGAGCGUGGCGAUUGCGCUUGUGGGUGGGCCGCGUGUUGUAUUCCUCGACGAGCCGUCAGCUGGCAUGGAUCCCGUUGCGCGGCGCGGUCUGUGGAACGCGGUUGAGAAGAUCGCCGACAACUGCUCCGUCGUGCUGACAACACAUCACCUCGAGGAGGUGGAGGCACUGGCCCACCGCGUGGCCAUAAUGGUCGACGGCACAUUGCGCUGCAUCGGCGACAAGACGCAUCUCAAAAAUAAGUACGGUAGUGGGUUUGAGGUGACGGUGCGUCUCGGCCGCGAUGACGAGCCAGCAGUGGCCGCGGUGGAGGCGUUCUUCUACGAGAGUUUCCCCGGCACACGACUCGAGGAGCGCCGCUCGAACCGCAUGACGUUUGCCCUGCCGCGGACAACAAAAUUGUCUCUGGCGUUUGAGUUGUUGGAGAAACACCACCUUGGACUUGGCUUGACGGAUUAUCACGUUUCGCAAACAUCGAUUGAGCAGGUAUUUCUUCGAAUCAGCGAGGAGGCUGAACGCGCACGUGAAGAGGAGGACGUUCGUUUGGAGGCUGAGAGGGCACAAAGGGGAAAGAGGUGGUGCUCGUGUUUUUGUUAA
Molecule: messenger RNA, 5316 nt
Organism: Trypanosoma theileri
Lineage: Eukaryota; Euglenozoa; Kinetoplastea; Trypanosomatida; Trypanosomatidae
Product: putative ABC transporter
Exons: 1
Coding region: 1-5316 (1771 amino acids)
Biological process (GO): lipid transport; transmembrane transport
Cellular component (GO): intracellular membrane-bounded organelle; membrane
Molecular function (GO): ATP binding; ATP hydrolysis activity; lipid carrier activity
Source: RefSeq, a predicted model, not a curated record